UUACACAGCUGCCGGGCGGGAUUUCCGCAAUCGCUAAUAACAUGGCGAAGUCUUACGAUUACUUGUUCAAAUUACUGUUAAUCGGCGAUUCUGGCGUCGGAAAGACUUGUGUGUUGUUCAGAUUUUCAGAAGAUGCGUUUAACUCAACGUUUAUCUCGACAAUAGGUAUUGAUUUCAAAAUUAGAACAAUAGAACUAGACGGGAAGAAGAUCAAGCUACAGAUAUGGGACACAGCUGGCCAGGAGCGGUUUCGAACAAUCACAACGGCAUAUUACAGAGGAGCCAUGGGCAUCAUGUUAGUCUUCGACAUCACCAACGAGAAGUCAUUUGAAAACAUCAAGAACUGGAUAAGAAAUAUAGAGGAGCAUGCCUCUGCAGAUGUGGAGAAGAUGGUGCUGGGCAACAAGUGUGACGUCAAUGACAAGCGACAGGUGUCCAAAGACAGAGGGGAGAAGUUAGCGUUGGAGUACGGUAUUAAGUUUAUGGAGACCAGUGCAAAGGCCAACAUCAACGUGGAGAAUGCAUUUAUGACCCUUGCCAGAGACAUCAAGGCGAAAAUGGACAAGAAACUGGAGGGCAACAGUCCUCAGGGCAGCAGUCAGGGGGUGAAGAUCACAGAGCAGCCCAAGAAGAGCAGUUUCUUCCGCUGCACCCUCCUGUGAGGACCACGGCCUUAUCAUUGUCCACAGC
Messenger RNA from Salvelinus namaycush (lake trout), 690 nucleotides. Its product is annotated as ras-related protein Rab-8A. The record is from RefSeq and is a predicted model, not a curated record. NCBI's taxonomy places the organism in Eukaryota, Metazoa, Chordata, Actinopteri, Salmoniformes, Salmonidae. The coding region runs from base 42 to 662 and encodes 206 amino acids. The transcript is spliced from 8 exons. Gene Ontology annotation, molecular function: GTP binding; GTPase activity. Gene Ontology annotation, cellular component: synaptic vesicle; endosome; trans-Golgi network transport vesicle. Gene Ontology annotation, biological process: Golgi vesicle fusion to target membrane; protein localization to plasma membrane; protein secretion.